Messenger RNA from Malaclemys terrapin pileata, 5276 nucleotides. RefSeq names its product calcium dependent secretion activator (gene CADPS). The transcript is spliced from 29 exons. Gene Ontology annotation, cellular component: glutamatergic synapse. The coding region runs from base 185 to 4261 and encodes 1358 amino acids. Lineage: Eukaryota; Metazoa; Chordata; Testudines; Emydidae. Gene Ontology annotation, biological process: positive regulation of exocytosis; synaptic vesicle exocytosis; dense core granule exocytosis. The record is from RefSeq and is a predicted model, not a curated record.
CUGCAAACCCCCCCUCCUCCCCCCGGCUCUGCAAGCGGGGAGCGGCGCGUGCGAGCCCCGAACCCGGCAGCGGCGCGUGCGAGCCCCGAACCCGGCAGCGGCGCGUGCGAGCCCCGGGCGCUCCAUGCCCCCGGCCGCUCCCUGAGCCCCCGCCGCCCAGUCGCUCGCCCCGCCGCCGGCCGGCAUGUUGGACCCGUCGUCCAGCGAGGAGGAGUCGGAGGAGCUGGUGGAGGAGGAGAGCAGCAAGGAGGUGCUGGCCCCGGCCCCCGCCGGGGCUCGCCUCUCGCCCAGCCGCACCAGCGAGAGCUCCGGGCCGGGGGCCGGGCUGCAGCCCGGCGGCCGGGCCGGCGGCGGCGGCGGCGGCGGGGCGGGCGGCGGCAGCGUCCGGCCUUCCAGCCCCAGCCCGUCGGUGGUGAGCGAGAAGGAGAAGGAAGAGCUCGAGCGGCUGCAGAAGGAGGAGGAGGAGAGGAAGCGGCGGCUGCAGCUCUACGUCUUCGUGAUGCGCUGCAUCGCCUACCCCUUCAACGCCAAGCAGCCCACCGACAUGGCCCGCCGGCAGCAGAAGAUAAGCAAGCAGCAGCUCCAGAUAGUCAAGGAUCGAUUCCAAGCAUUUCUCAAUGGAGAAACGCAGAUUGUGGCUGAUGAAGCUUUUAUUAAUGCAGUCCAAAGUUAUUUCGAGGUGUUUCUGAAAAGUGAUCGUGUGGCCCGGAUGGUGCAGAGCGGGGGUUGCUCUGCAAAUGACUCCCGAGAAGUUUUCAAGAAGCACAUUGAGAAGAGGGUGCGCAGCUUGCCCGAGAUCGACGGCCUCAGCAAGGAAACGGUGCUCAGCUCUUGGAUGGCAAAAUUCGAUGCUAUUUACCGUGGCGAAGAGGAUCCGCGCAAACAGCAGGCCAGGAUGACUGCCAGUGCUGCCUCGGAGCUGAUCCUCAGCAAGGAACAGCUGUACGAAAUGUUCCAGAACAUCUUGGGAAUCAAGAAGUUUGAGCAUCAGCUGCUGUACAAUGCGUGUCAGCUGGAUAAUCCAGACGAGCAAGCUGCGCAGAUCAGACGAGAGUUAGACGGACGCCUUCAAAUGGCAGAUCAAAUUGCCAAGGAGCGUAAAUUUCCGAAAUUUGUAUCCAAAGAAAUGGAAAACAUGUUUAUCGAGGAGCUGAAGUCUUCUGUCAACCUGCUGAUGGCAAACUUGGAAAGCAUGCCAGUGUCCAAAGGCGGCUCGGAGUUCAAGUUACAGAAGCUAAAACGCAGCCACAACACCUCAAUCAUUGACCUGGGAGAAGAAAAUGAAAACCAGCUUUCAAAGUCCGAUGUUGUGCUGUCUUUCUCCUUGGAGGUCGUCAUAAUGGAAGUGCAGGGUCUAAAAUCCUUAGCUCCAAACCGCAUCGUUUAUUGCACUAUGGAAGUAGAAGGUGGAGAGAAACUGCAGACUGACCAGGCAGAAGCUUCGAAACCAACCUGGGGCACUCAAGGUGACUUUACCACAACGCACGCACUUCCCGCAGUGAAGGUGAAGCUGUUUACAGAGAGCACCGGAGUGCUGGCUUUAGAGGACAAAGAACUUGGGCGGGUGGUUCUUCACCCUACUCCGAAUAGCCCAAAACAAUCAGAGUGGCACAAAAUGACUGUUUCCAAAAACUGCUCAGAUCAAGAUCUAAAGAUCAAACUUGCAGUCCGAAUGGAUAAACCUCAAAACAUGAAGCAUUCUGGAUACUUAUGGGCCAUUGGUAAAAACGUUUGGAAGAGAUGGAAGAAACGGUUCUUUGUGCUGGUCCAGGUUAGUCAAUAUACGUUUGCUAUGUGCAGUUACCGGGAGAAAAAGGCUGAGCCCCAAGAACUACUGCAACUUGACGGAUACACAGUGGACUACACUGACCCACAGCCAGGUUUGGAGGGUGGCAGAACAUUUUUCAAUGCAGUGAAAGAAGGAGACACAGUGAUUUUCGCAAGUGAUGAUGAACAGGACCGUAUCCUGUGGGUUCAAGCCAUGUACCGGGCCACCGGCCAGUCCCACAAACCUGUCCCACCGACCCAAGUUCAAAAGCUUAAUGCUAAGGGAGGAAAUGUUCCCCAGCUAGAUGCCCCAAUCUCUCAAUUUUAUGCAGAUAGAGCUCAAAAGCAUGGCAUGGAUGAAUUUAUCUCUUCCAACCCCUGUAACUUUGACCACGCUUCACUCUUUGAGAUGGUUCAGCGCCUCACUUUGGACCACAGACUUAAUGAUUCGUAUUCUUGUCUGGGCUGGUUCAGUCCUGGCCAGGUAUUUGUGCUAGAUGAGUAUUGUGCACGUAAUGGAGUCAGAGGCUGUCACAGACAUCUCUGCUACCUCAAAGAUUUACUAGAACGAGCAGAAAACGGAGCUAUGAUUGACCCCACCUUGCUUCACUACAGCUUUGCCUUUUGUGCAUCACAUGUUCAUGGCAACAGGCCUGAUGGAAUAGGAACUGUAACUGUAGAAGAGAAAGAACGUUUUGAAGAAAUCAAGGAGCGGCUUCGCUUGCUUCUGGAGAAUCAGAUCACCCAUUUUAGGUAUUGCUUUCCAUUUGGCCGACCCGAAGGUGCGUUGAAAGCUACUCUAUCCCUACUGGAAAGGGUUCUGAUGAAAGACAUAGUUACUCCUGUCCCUCAAGAGGAGGUAAAAACAGUCAUCCGUAAAUGCUUGGAGCAAGCUGCUUUAGUCAACUAUACUAGACUAUCAGAGUAUGCCAAAAUUGAAGCUCGUCCAGCUAAGCCUAAACGUAAGCCACCGUCUGGGCCAUCACCAUCCACUCAAACUCAGCCUAACAUGAUAAAUCAGAUGCUCAAAGGCAUACCUAGACAAACACCAAAAAAUGUAGGCCGGUUAGUCACUCCUGCCAAAAAGCUAGAAGAUACUAUACGCCUGGCAGAACUGGUAAUUGAAGUUCUACAGCAGAAUGAAGAACACCAUGCAGAGGCCUUUGCGUGGUGGUCAGACUUAAUGGUUGAACAUGCAGAAACCUUCCUGUCAUUGUUUGCGGUGGAUAUGGAUGCUGCAUUAGAGGUGCAACCCCCAGACACGUGGGACAGCUUUCCAUUGUUUCAGCUGCUAAAUGAUUUCCUCCGUGCUGACUAUAAUUUGUGCAAUGGAAAAUUCCACAAACACCUUCAAGACCUGUUUGCUCCACUUGUUGUUAGAUAUGUCGAUCUGAUGGAGUCCUCAAUUGCACAAUCAAUUCACAGGGGCUUUGAGCGGGAAUCAUGGGAGCCAGUAAAGAGUUUAACAAGUAAUCUGCCCAAUGUGAAUCUACCAAAUGUGAAUCUCCCUAAAGUACCAAAUCUACCAGUUAACAUCCCACUAGGCAUCCCACAAAUGCCUAGCUUUUCUGCACCGUCAUGGAUGGCUGCUAUAUAUGAUUCUGACAAUGGAUCAGGAACCUCUGAAGAUCUGUUUUGGAAACUUGAUGCCCUGCAGACCUUCAUUCGGGAUUUACAUUGGCCGGAGGAAGAAUUUGGAAAGCACCUAGAACAGCGUCUAAAACUUAUGGCAAGUGACAUGAUCGAGUCUUGUGUUAAGAGAACCAGGAUUGCAUUUGAAGUAAAGCUGCAAAAAACCAGUCGAUCAACAGAUUUCCGAGUCCCCCAGUCAAUAUGCACCAUGUUUAAUGUUAUGGUUGACGCCAAAGCUCAAUCAACAAAACUUUGCAGUAUGGAAAUGGGCCAAGAGCACCAGUACCAUUCAAAAAUAGAUGAACUAAUUGAAGAAACCGUCAAAGAAAUGAUAACACUCUUAGUGGCAAAGUUUGUCACCAUUCUGGAAGGAGUCCUGGCCAAACUGUCCAGAUAUGAUGAAGGGACAUUGUUUUCUUCUUUUUUGUCAUUUACUGUGAAGGCGGCUUCCAAAUACGUCGAUGUACCUAAGCCGGGGAUGGAUGUUGCUGAUGCCUAUGUGACAUUUGUUCGCCACUCUCAGGAUGUCUUGCGUGAUAAGGUCAAUGAGGAGAUGUAUAUAGAAAGGUUAUUUGAUCAAUGGUACACCAGCUCAAUGAAUGUCAUUUGCACCUGGUUGACAGACCGCAUGGACCUGCAGCUUCACAUUUACCAACUGAAAACUCUUAUUAGGAUGGUAAAGAAAACCUAUAGAGAUUUCCGAUUGCAAGGAGUGCUGGACUCCACCCUAAACAGCAAAACCUAUGACACCGUGCGAAACCGGCUGACUGUAGAAGAAGCCACAGCGUCAGUUAGUGAAGGCGGAGGUCUUCAGGGAAUCACAAUGAAGGACAGUGAUGAAGAAGAUGAAGAGGAUGAUUAGAUAAUUCUGGUCUAGAGGCCCACGUGGUGGUGGCUUCUUCGCCAGUGCAUGUACCUAGUCUAUUGUUCAGUUAGCCACAUUAGGAAUUUUUCUGUCAGCUCUAAAUACCCAUGAGAAGUUUACCAAUACAAUUGCCAUUUAGCUGUGUGGUAAUAAGAUUAGCACCUCUGUUUGAUUCAUUGGUUUCCUAAUUUCAUAUCUCUAUGUUCAUAAGCAAUAUGGAGCACCAUUGUUUAAUACUGUUAAUGGAAAACUACGUAGAAUACAUGCUAGGUGUGUCCCUGUUAUAAUUAAAGUUUAAACAAUGCUUCAUUAAUGUACUGUAUAUACAUUGAUGGUAAAUUGUUGUGAAGAUGAGUGAAUCAAGUACUUUCAUUUCUUUGUUUCUCUUCUGUGGAUGCCAACUGCUUAAAAUUAAUAAAAACAGCUUUGUUUUUAAAAGAAAAGUGAGGCUGUUACAAAUGAGUGUUUUGUUCUCUGUUCUUUUUUUUUAAAUCCAGCUGUUUGAAUCAUUCUGCAUCCCAGUUAAUAAACCAUGCGCUUCUCCUUAAAGAUACAGUUAACUCCAUAGAGGGUAUGUACCAAUGGAUUAGUAAUUCUGAUUGCCACAACAGUAAAUCCUAGAAUAAUGGCUACAUUCAUGCCAUGGUACAGUCCAAAGCAGUUGUUUUAUGUCAACAUUUGCCCCUCUAAAUGUUACACCUUGUUUGUUUCAAGUAUCUGUGUAUGUAAAAAGGCGACUUUACUUACAAUCUUAGAUUAUAAAGAAGUGUUUAUAAUAAUAUAGGAACAUUUAUUCCAGUAGACUGUUACCAUAACUUAAAUUCCUUUGUUUCACAAUGUUUUUUUUAUAUAUGUCAUGUACAUUGCAUUUUGACCAGUAACUGCAUGUCCCCGAUUUCCCCCUCCAGAAGCUGUGUAAAAUAGUGGAUCCAUUUUGCUUUGGCCUUUUACAAGCCGACAGUUGUAAAAGUGUGGGAACUGUGGCUUUUCAAUAAAUGACUAUUCAGAUGUC